Messenger RNA from Staurois parvus, 320 nucleotides. Lineage: Eukaryota; Metazoa; Chordata; Amphibia; Anura; Ranidae. The record is from the annotation of a GenBank genome assembly.
AUGGGGCCCCCGGGCAAUAGGGGAUCAUGGGGCCCCUGUGUCCUUGCCCAAACUCAAAAAAGCCUAUGAAAAAGGUACCAGGGGCAUCUCAUGGGGCCCCCUACUGACCCUGGGACCUCGGGCAGUGCCCGAGUUUCUAAAUGGUCAGUCCGCCCCUGGUUCACUACCACAUCUAGCAAAGAACACGGUUAUUGUGUUUUUGGAGUGUUCACAUUUGCUCACGUGUGAUAACAAGUUUAUUCAUACUUAUUGUGUGUAACAUAUAUAUAAUUUUUUUUUUUUCACGUUUGUUGACACAUGAUAUGCAGUGUGCAUGACAC